AUGUAUGCGGUCUAUGCCUAGCAAUAUCUUCCUGUCUGCUAAUAUUUAUAAAAUUAACUGAUUAUUUCGCUGAUAUCAUCAAUUUUCAAUUAUUUACGGCUGAUAUUUGAAAUUGGAUAAAAAAUUUCAUAAUUCCAUGUUAUCAUCAAAAACUAACAAUUAGUAUUUAUUUAUCCGAGAUCGUGAUCUAUCAAAAAUAAUGUCCAAGUAUCAGUUAAAAUCCUUAGAAGACGGCAAAAUUUUCGAUCUACCGUCGUCAGAAAUAAUUAUUGGACGUGGAGCUUUCUUAGAGGUAUCAAACAAGAAAGUAUCUAGGAGUCAUGCAUCAUUUGUCGUCAAGGACGAUAAAUUAAUUCUUAAGGCCUUGCAUGCAAAUCCCUGCUUUAUUCGACCAAAUGGGGCUAAGUCGAAACAAAAAACCUUGAAAAAGGAUCAGACAGAGAUUCUCCACCAAUCUGAUGUCGUAUGCUUAUUACCCAACGACGAAUUGAUGUAUGAGGUGGUUCACAUUAAGCCGGAAAAAGACAGUCAAGAAACGCAAGAGGAAAGUCCACCCACACCUACAGAAGAAUUUUUAAACGAAAUUAGAAAUGAUGAAGUUGAGAAAGAAAAGCGUGACCUACUUCCUAGUAAAGUUGUAAAAGAGAAAAAAAUAGAAGAAGAUUUGCCUCUUCCAGUAGAUAGAAAGAGAAAAUUACCUAAAUGGAUGAUGAACACAUCUACAAUCUCAACUGCAACAGUAACAUCUCCUUCAAAGAUUCCCACUCCCAGAGUUGCCGACAAUGCUAAUGGUUCACCUGUGAAGAAAACACGAAUUAACCUUUCUGAUGGAAAGGAAAAAACACCUGUAAAAGUUGAAAAGAAAAAAAGAAUGAAACGAAUAAGUAUAUCAGACGAAGAGGAAGAAAAGCAAGUAAAAAUAGAGAAAAAAGUCCCUAAAAGAAACGUUAAAAAAAAAAGAAUCAGCAUUUCAGAUGAGGAAGACGAUGAGGAUAUUGAUAAUGACGAUGAUGAUGAAGAGGACGAAGUCAUUCCAAAGAAAAGAACUAGAACAAGAAAUACUAGAAAGGCAAAAACUGUAAGUAUCUCGGAUGAAGAUAAUGACGUCGAUGAUGAUGAUGAAGGAGAAAAAGAUGAAAUUGUGGAUAAAAAGAAAAAAGAAAAAAACAAUAAAAGAAAGAAAUGUAGAUUUGGCAAGAAAUGUUACAGAAAAAACCCUACGCACUUCAAAGAGUUCUGCCAUCCGGGAGAUGAAACUUUUGAUGAAAAAGAGGAAGAGCUCGAUGAAGAAACGCUGCUUCGAAAGAUCAGGCAACGAAAUGCCAAAAAAAAAACUAAGACUGUUCUGGCUGGCGAGUCGGAUGAUAGUGAUCUUCCCAAUACAUAUGAUUAUAAUGAUAGUUUUAUAAAUGAUGACGGUUCGUCAGUGGACUACGAUGAUUCAUCGAGCUACGGUGGAAGUGAUGAUGACGAUUGGGAUCCAGAUGAUGGAAAUGAUGAUAUAGGGGAACUAGUCGGUGAUGCGAAGAAAUAUCUCAGAAAUCGUAAAUUAUAA
This is a messenger RNA of Dimorphilus gyrociliatus, 1555 nucleotides long. NCBI's taxonomy places the organism in Eukaryota, Metazoa, Annelida, Polychaeta, Dinophilidae. The record is from the annotation of a GenBank genome assembly.